AUGUCAAGUAAAAGAGCGAGAACGGCUAUUAGUAGCAGUCUAAAAUGGGAAAUUUGCGAAUAUAACGAUAAAUUUUCAAAUGAAACUUAUUCUAAUAUUGCUCAAUACUUUAAUCAAAAAGAUUCAGCUUUAAAUCUUGAACGUUCGACCAUUUCAAAAAUAUUAAAAAAAAAAGAACAAUGGUUGGCAAUUACUGAUACCAGCGUAACUGUUUUUCGUCAUAAAAAAGUUAAAUUUCCUUUGUUAGAUAAAGCUAUGCAACUAUGGGUUGAGCAAGUU
This is a messenger RNA of Racocetra persica, 279 nucleotides long. Lineage: Eukaryota; Fungi; Glomeromycota; Glomeromycetes; Diversisporales; Gigasporaceae. The record is from the annotation of a GenBank genome assembly.